GACUAAAAGCCAAGAGCUCUAGGCGAAAAAACUAACAGAGCUUGAAUCCGUCAUAUUAUAUUCUCGUGUUAUAUAACUUUUGGCCAAGUGUUCACUUCCGAGGUUGCCUCGUGACCUACGAUUUCAUGACGAAAACCUGAGUUGUACGAUUUCGUGAAAGAAUAGCUCCGCUCUGAGAAGGUUUAGCACGUUUUUUCAGUUUUGUCGUCAAGUCUUGCUGUUUUUGUUAUUGCGGCCACAAAAGCAUGUUUCCAAGGAGUAUUUACUUCCGUUGUCCUUUUUUAAACACCACAUUGCAUGGAGUGACGUAGGAUGACGUAAGGUCAUCUAUUUACGAUUUGAACAAGGAAAAAGCAUUGAUCAUAUGCAUUCCCAGUAACAUAAGUCGUGUCAAUUAUGUUGAUCAAGUUAAUUUCGAUUGCCGUUCGUCAGGAGAGGAACGUGGUGAGCUGCUCUUAAAAAAAGACAACCCAUCGUAUUUUGCAGAAGCGAGCACCAGCGUUUUAAACUUUCCAAGAACAUGAAACACUGUAAAUGUCGACUGGCUCGGAAGACUCAUCGAAUUUGCUUCGAAAUCGCUGUGUUUGGCGCCGCCAGCGUGGGCAAGACAUCGCUUAUUCGACGAUCUUUUGUUGGCGAGUUUUUCGAGGAAUAUACUCCCACUAUAGAAGAUUACUACAGCCACGAGAUACAAAGACUUGGUGGUGUAACCGUUUUGAACACCACAGACUGUGCAGGAUGCUUUCAGUUCCCAGCUAUGAGAAAACUGACAAUUCAGAAGGCCGCUGGCAUAGUGCUGGUGUUCUCGUUAGACAGUGAAUUCUCAUUUCGCGAGCUUCAAAGAUUGCUUGACGAAAUUAUCAAGGUCAGGAGCGAGGAAGGGGUACCGAUUGUUGUGGUUGGUAACAAAAAAGACUUAAAUGUGCGAGAAGUCACGGAACAAGAUGUAGCAGAGUUGAUAAGACUUUACAGCUCGGAUAAAUUCCAACUUCGGUAUGUGGAGACAUCAGCUAAAGACAAUCUCAAUGUGUCAGAAAUUUUUAGUCAACUUUUGACAUUUCUCAUGCCCGAAGCACCGCCAAAAAAGAAAAGCAAAUUCAAAAUUUUUAACUUCAAAGCGAAAGAGAAGUGCAAUGUUAUGUAAAUUAUUUUCACAAUUUUUACGAAAGCUUUUGAAAAUUAAGAGAUUGUUCGGUUACUUCAGAGGCGCCAUUCUUGUAAUAUAUUUAAUGAGAUUGUUGUACUUAUUUAAAUUAGA
Pocillopora verrucosa is the source of this 1258-nucleotide messenger RNA. RefSeq names its product ras-related protein Rap-2a-like. The record is from RefSeq and is a predicted model, not a curated record. Gene Ontology annotation, molecular function: GTP binding; GTPase activity. Lineage: Eukaryota; Metazoa; Cnidaria; Anthozoa; Scleractinia; Pocilloporidae.